Rubroshorea leprosula is the source of this 1076-nucleotide messenger RNA. Lineage: Eukaryota; Viridiplantae; Streptophyta; Magnoliopsida; Malvales; Dipterocarpaceae. The record is from the annotation of a GenBank genome assembly.
GAGGAGAUUUUUAUAUUGCAUGAUAAUUUCUUAAAAUAAAUAACUUUCAAAGCAAAAUAAAAUACGUAAAUGGAUGGCAACAAACGUACACAAUGAACAGAAACAGAGAAAGCAACACGAAACAAAUUUUAAAAAAAAUAAAAAUAAAAAUAAAAAGUGAGAAACUAAAAGCAGUGGGUACGUGGCAGUUAAGGGGCACUAGAAGUCAAAUCGUUUGCUACACCAAUCGUCCUUAUUACUGCCUGCUGCCCUCCUCCUCCAUAGCUAUGACGGCCCCACUCCCCCCAUCUCCUCUCCGUCUCUUCUUUCUCCUCCUAUUUAUUUUUACUCCUCCAAGAAACCCCGAGAAAGUGAAGGGAAAAUUUUUAGAAUGAGCUAUGGUGGGUUUAAGUAUAAUUUUGGAGAAUCAAAAGACAGGUUCUAGGAGUAGCCAUAAAACCCCUCAAAUCAUCAACAAAGCCACCAUGCUCACCACAAAACCUGCUUCGUCAUCUGUUUGUAGAAAUUCCCCUGUGAACAAUUUCUCCGUUCCGGCUGCUUUUCUCGACCAUUGCUCUCUCUGCCACCAGAAGCUCUUACCUGGCAAAGACAUCUACAUGUACAAAGGGGACAGGGCGUUCUGUAGCGAGGAGUGCAGGUGCAGGCAAAUUUUCAUGGACGAGGAAGAGAGUAUAAAGAAAGGGAACUGUUCUUUCGCCACCAUGAAGCCUCCAGCGUCGACGGAGGUGUCAGCACCACCGCCGCCUUCUUCUACCCCUUCUUCGUCGUCUUCUGGUUCUCAUCACCGCAAAACUGGAAGAAACCUAGCGGGUGGUUUUGCUUGCUAAAAGGGGAGAGGAACUAAAAAUGUUUCCUUUAAUUUAUAUUUUUCCUUUUAAAACUAUCGUAUUCCAGUUUUACCCUUGGGGUAUUUUAUUAUCACAUCUGUGCCAUCUGUUUUUUUUUGUUUCCUGGGAUGAAGCCAAGAUGAGGAGGCAUUUACUAUUUUACUGCGAAGAGCAUGUUUUCUCUUCGCGAAUUUUGUGACUUUGGAAAGGGUAUUUCUGGUUUUUAAUUAAUAUAUAUUCUAUUUCCCA